AUGUAUGCUUCAAGUGCACAGGUUGUAUGGAAUGAUUUGCAUGAGAGAUUUGACAAAGUUGAUGGCUCAAGAUCAUAUAAUUUGUAUAAACAAAUUGCAACGAUGAGUCAAGGAACAACUUCUGUAUCUGCAUAUUUCUCAAGACUAAAAGAUCUGUGGGAGGAGUUUGAGGCACUAGUCCCUGCACCUGGGUGUGAUUGCCCAAAAUCAAGAGAAUUUGUGAUUUAUUUGCAAAAAUUAAAACUGUUUCAGUUCUUGAUGGGAUUAAAUGAUUCCUAUGGUCAAGCUAGGAGUCAGAUUCUGCUGAUGAGUCCAAUGUCAUCAGUUAAUCAAGUAUAUGCCAUGGUGAUUAGUGAUGAGAGUCAAAAAUCAGUUGGUAAUAAUGCUGGUUUACUGGGAGCAAAUCCUACAUCUGGAACUAAUCAAUAUGAUGUAGCCAUUGCAAUGAGUGUGAACAAUCCUCAAAACAUUAGACAAGCAAACAAUACUCCUUGGAUGGCCAAUUGCGCUUUCACUAAAGAGCAGUAUGAUCACAUUGUGCAACUACUCAACAAAGAUAAUUCAGCUUCUGCUUCUACUACAGCAACACCAACAACUAAUGCAACAUGUAUUCCUUGUGCUCUAUUAGCCUCUAAUACUCUUCAAGAAUGGAUUAUAGACACAGGGGCUACAAAUCAUAUGGAACUCUUCAGUGGGACGGUGAAAGAGAUUGGUAGAGAAGACAGUGGUUUAUACAUUCUCAGUAGACAAAAAUUACCAGGAAAUAAAGCAAUUAGUUUAAACACUAAGGAGACAGAAAUCAGUAAAGAAGUUAGUUCAAAUGAUAUGGAUCUUUGGCAUAGGAAACUUGGACAUGUAUCUACUACUGUUCUCAAGAAGCUACUAUCUGCAAAUGCACAAGAUAUAUCUGCUAGAUUAGAUCUAUGUACUACUUGUCCUUGUGCAAAGCAAACUAGAAAUCCCUUUCCUAUCAGUAGCAUAAGAACUUCUAUUAUAUUUGAGUUAGUUCAUAUGGAUUUGUGGGGUCCUUACAGAAUCUCUAUUGUUGAUGGUAAUAGACUCUUUCUAACUUUUGGAGCAAUUGUUAAAACAGUUAGGACUGAUAAUAGUACAGAGUUUGUUAAUUUAGUUUGUGAAAAUUUCUUUAAGAAUCUAGGAGUAAUUCAUCAAAAGGCAUGUCCUUAUACUCCUCAGCAAAAUGGAGUAGCUGAGAUAAAGCAUAGACAUAUCUUAUAA
Messenger RNA from Nicotiana tabacum (common tobacco), 1236 nucleotides. RefSeq lists its product as uncharacterized. NCBI's taxonomy places the organism in Eukaryota, Viridiplantae, Streptophyta, Magnoliopsida, Solanales, Solanaceae. The record is from RefSeq and is a predicted model, not a curated record.